Molecule: messenger RNA, 1391 nt
Organism: Octodon degus (degu)
Lineage: Eukaryota; Metazoa; Chordata; Mammalia; Rodentia; Octodontidae
Gene: Kcnk1
Product: potassium two pore domain channel subfamily K member 1
Exons: 3
Coding region: 241-1251 (336 amino acids)
Biological process (GO): potassium ion transmembrane transport; stabilization of membrane potential
Cellular component (GO): membrane
Molecular function (GO): potassium ion leak channel activity
Source: RefSeq, a predicted model, not a curated record
GCCAGCCCAGCCCCCUGCGCGCUCCGUCAAGUUUGUGCGCGCUCUCCGCCGGCUCGGCUCUCGGUUACCUGAGCCGGCGACCACGUCACUGCCACAUCAUCUGGGCUUUUAUAUUGCGAGGAAACAGGAAAAGCGGCCGAAGGGCGUCGCGGGCGCGGGCCAAUCGCGGGCGGCAGCGGCAGGCGGCGGGCCGCGCUCGGCGGUCUGCGGCGCGGGCCUGGGGGCCUCGGCGGCGGGAAGAUGCUGCAGUCCCUGGCCGGCAGCUCGUGCGUGCGCCUGGUGGAGCGGCACCGCUCGGCCUGGUGCUUCGGCCUGCUGGUGCUCGGCUACCUGCUCUACCUGGUCUUCGGCGCCGUGGUCUUCUCCUCCGUGGAGCUGCCCUACGAGGACCUGCUGCGCCAGGAGCUGCGCAAGCUGAAGCGGCGCUUCCUGGAGGAGCACGAGUGCCUGUCCGAGCCGCAGCUCGAGCAGUUCCUGGGCCGGGUGCUGGAGGCCAGCAACUACGGCGUGUCGGUGCUCAGCAACGCCUCGGGCAACUGGAACUGGGACUUCACCUCGGCGCUCUUCUUCGCCAGCACCGUACUCUCCACCACAGGUUAUGGCCACACCGUGCCCCUCUCGGAUGGAGGCAAGGCCUUCUGCAUCAUCUACUCGGUCAUUGGCAUCCCCUUCACCCUCCUGUUCCUGACCGCCGUGGUCCAGCGCAUCACCGUGCAUGUCACCCGCAGACCAGUCCUCUACUUCCACAUCCGCUGGGGCUUCUCCAAGCAGAUGGUGGCCAUUGUCCACGCCGUUGUCCUCGGGUUUGUCACCGUGUCCUGCUUCUUCUUCAUCCCAGCUGCUGUGUUCUCAGUCCUGGAGGAUGACUGGAACUUCCUCGAAUCCUUUUACUUUUGUUUUAUCUCCCUGAGCACCAUUGGCCUGGGGGAUUAUGUUCCUGGGGAAGGCUACAAUCAAAAAUUCAGAGAGCUCUACAAGAUCGGGAUCACAUGUUACCUGCUGCUGGGCCUCAUUGCCAUGCUGGUCGUUCUGGAGACCUUCUGUGAGCUCCACGAGCUGAAGAAGUUCCGGAAGAUGUUCUACGUGAAGAAGGACAAGGACGAAGACCAGGUGCACAUUGUGGAACACGACCAGCUAUCCUUCUCCUCCAUCACAGACCAGGCGGCUGGCGUGAAGGAGGAGCAGAAGCAGAGCGAGCCCUUCGUGGCUGCGCAGGGGGCUGCCUAUGCGGACGGCUCUGCCGGCCACUGAGCCUGGGCUUGCUGCCGCGCGAGGAACAGGCUCACUGUGUCCAUUUAUACAGGAAUGUAGAAGACAGGCUGAUGCUAUUUUGAGAAAUAUCUACUAUUUACAUUAUUUUUAAAAGUUGAAUAAAGGAAUCAUUGACUUUG